This is a messenger RNA of Didymosphaeria variabile, 1215 nucleotides long. RefSeq lists its product as uncharacterized. The transcript has a single exon. The record is from RefSeq and is a predicted model, not a curated record. Gene Ontology annotation, molecular function: RNA polymerase II cis-regulatory region sequence-specific DNA binding; DNA-binding transcription factor activity, RNA polymerase II-specific. Gene Ontology annotation, cellular component: nucleus. Gene Ontology annotation, biological process: positive regulation of transcription by RNA polymerase II; mitotic cell cycle. NCBI's taxonomy places the organism in Eukaryota, Fungi, Ascomycota, Dothideomycetes, Pleosporales, Didymosphaeriaceae. The coding region runs from base 1 to 1215 and encodes 404 amino acids.
AUGGUUGCUCACCGUCGCGGCCCUUGGUCGCAACAUGAAGACCGCUAUCUUAUUGAACUCGUGGGUCGAAAUGGCCCGCACAACUGGGUUCGAAUCUCACAGGAAAUCACAACACGAUCACCGAAGCAGUGUCGGGAAAGAUAUCACCAAAACCUUAAACCUUCGCUGAACCACGAGCCCAUUUCUCCGGAAGAGGGCGAACUGAUCGAGAAGUUGGUUGCCGAGAUGGGCAAGAGAUGGGCUGAGAUCGCACGGAGACUCAAAGGCCGCAGUGAUAACGCCGUCAAGAACUGGUGGAAUGGAGGACAGAACCGCAGGAAGCGCAACCCAGAGCGUGACCAGCCGUCUCACACACAAAUGCACCACCCGCAAGCCGCAUACCACUACCCCGCAGUAGCACGCUCCAUUCACCACGAAGACGAGAGUCAUCGCCUUUCUUAUUCCUCGUCGCGGCGGACCUCACUCAACCCGCCAAUGCAUUCACCUAAUGCGCUCAAGCUUCCUCAGCCGCAGGGUUUUGAGCCUUACGCUGGUGCGCGGCCAGCACCCCUACAGCUCCAACCGUAUCCCUCACAUUCAGCGCGGGGACGUGGGGUUGAGACGCCCAUGCCGUCGCCCUCUGGGUACUCAAUCGUCUCCGCAGAUGGUGCGCCUUCAUUGAUCACGGACACCGGCUCAGAGUCACGCUCACCUCGCGGUGCAGCCUCUCCUCUUGAUCUCACUCUUGCUCCCCUAGUAGGUAGCCGGGAUGAGCGUAGGAAUUCAUGCACCCGUUACCUACCCCAAAUGGGCUUUGCGAAUGAGGAUGAUGACCACACCCCGUAUGAUUACCGACGCCGCGGGUCUGUUCAGCUACCGCCUCUUGCCAGCGCUGAGAACAGGACCGCUACACCUUUCAGAGAACCGGCUCCAAAGCAAGCGUACAGGAUGGAAAGGCCGCAAUUGCUCACACAACCUGCGCAUCAGCUUGUGCAUCACCACUCUCUUCCCUACUCGGCGCCACUCCCUGAGCAACGACCACUGCCGCCUUUCGCCACUCUGGCGGACUCAGGUCGGGUCCUGCUUCCUUCUCCCAUGCACACGAGCCCGUCCUCAAGGCAACUUCCGUCGCCCUUUGCGCGCGCGGCACAGCCAAGUGAAACACAGAGCGCACCUGUUUCGCCCAAGGACAAGGCCCAAGACAGCCGCAUGGACCUUCGGUUCCUCGCAGUGUGA